Drosophila miranda is the source of this 1111-nucleotide messenger RNA. RefSeq lists its product as uncharacterized. The record is from RefSeq and is a predicted model, not a curated record. The transcript is spliced from 4 exons. Bases 1 to 1032 code for a protein of 343 amino acids. NCBI's taxonomy places the organism in Eukaryota, Metazoa, Arthropoda, Insecta, Diptera, Drosophilidae.
AUGGGUAUAACAGCAACUCGAGCAGCGACCAUUGAGCGGCAGAAGCAGCGGCGCGAUAAGCUGGCCAAUGUUUUGCGGGACAACAAGAAGCGACUGCUGGUCCUGGAGCAGGAGAUCUUUGUCCUUCUCCUUCCCUGCGGCAGGCAGGGCAGGCAGAGGCACGAGACUCGAGCAGCGACCAUUGAGCGGCAUAAGCAGCGGCGCGAUAAGCUGGCCAAUGUUUUGCGGGACAACAAGAAGCGACUGACCGAGCCCGUACCGGUGGGCGAAUCUGAAAGACUGGAUAGAGAUAUCAAGAAACUGACUGAGGACUGCCAGCGGCUGCUCAAUUUGAUCAACGAACCGCAAGCGAAUGGGUCUAAUCCUGCGCCAAAUUCCAUGAAUCGUCAGCACUCGGCCCCAGCCAACAACAACCAGCAGCAGCCACAGCCAUUCCCACGCCAACGACAGGCUGGUCGCUCCCAGGCGUCGCCCAGCUCGUUGCGUCUGCACUCUGUGCCGGCCCAGACAACGGCCCAGCCGGGCCCUGAUUUUGUGCAGCACCACAGCAGUGCUCCGACGUCGGCGUGCCUGACGCCCCAGCAGCAGCAGCAACUCCAGCUGCAACAGGAGCCGCCGCCUACGUAUGCCCAGUACUACCAGUUCCAGCAAUAUCUGCAGCAGCAGCGACAGCAGCAGCUCCAACAAUUUCAACUGCAACAGCAGCAGCAGGCGCAGCAGCAACAACAGCAGAUGCCAGUGCAGCGUCCAGUAAACGACGAGGAAGAAUACCUAUCAGACUCGGACGUGGACGAGGAUGAGGAGCCACUUGACAUGUGGGCCUGCAAUAUGUGUACAUUCCGCAAUCAUCCGCAAUUGAAUAUUUGCGAGGCCUGUGAGAACGUUAGGAUCCAGCCGGGUAUGAUACGCAUUGUACCUAGCGGAAGUGUCCCUGGAGCUGCUGAUCGAGCUGCUGGCACCUCCAUUGGGAGCCUCGAGCAGCAGCAGCAGCAACCGCAGCAGCCCCAUCAGCCAUAUGUCUUGCAUACAUAACCCAUCCAGAAACGGAAUGCAAAGUUCUCCUAACAUGCAUGCGCUCGCUUUUGAUUGCUUACCCUGUUAUGAUCCGCCU